Messenger RNA from Porites evermanni, 6971 nucleotides. The record is from the annotation of a GenBank genome assembly. NCBI's taxonomy places the organism in Eukaryota, Metazoa, Cnidaria, Anthozoa, Scleractinia, Poritidae.
AGAGUAAGACAAAACGAAAACAAAAUGGCGGAAGUGAAGCUGAAAAUUCUUCUUCGCUUGUACAAGCUUAGAGAUAAGUUUGAUGCCGUUAUUCUUGCUCUUCACGCUUGUCUUGUCGAGCGUGGAUUCCGUUGCAUAAAUUCUGGAGAGGAGGUGAGUACACAUCUUGCUGAAUAUGCUCUGCAAACGAAUGAAUUCCUGUAAAAUAACCGUUAAUACCAAAAACCUGCAAACAUGCAUUGCAUGCACUGCCACUUUGACUUUAAAAUAUUGUAAAUUAUAAUUAAGUCCCUUUAAAAAAGCAAAGACCCGUGUAAUACCCAAUUGACAGACGCUUUUUGCGCGCUCGGAGAUAUUAGCAUGUUUUGUGCUAUCUUUAAAGUCUUUAAAUGCGAAGUUAAAUAAAGUCAUUGAUUGAUUGUUUCUUUGAAAAAACUUUUUCUUUCCCCUUUGAUAUUUAAAUCUUGUGGCUAUAUUCACAGAGAAAUCCUCAGCAGGAAUGUGACUUUGGGGAAACUCUUCCUCCAGACUGGAAUAGCCUUGACGAUGUCUAUGCACUCCAGUAUCAAAGAGAGAACUUGCCCGCAGUGUUUAUUUUUAAGGCACUCAGGCUGGGCGAUAAAGUUAUGGUGUAUCUCAUGGUAUGCGUAAGCUACUACUGUGCUGUUUUAUUUAUAAUUCUCUUGCAUGCUUGCUUUUUUUCUUUAAAUUAAUAUUUAACUUCACGUGGUAACAAUAAUUAUUGUAAUCACACAGUUGGUUAUAGUGGAACCCCACCUUUAUACAACCACUUUGUGAAUACAGUAGAACCCUGGUAACUCGAACUCUGAAGGGAAACGAAAAACAGUUCGAGUUAGCAGAAAUUUGAGAUUGGGGUAAAUUUCAGUGAAAUUUUGAUCAAGGAAAAGGAGUUUAGUUUUAGUUAGCGGGGAAUUCCAGUUAUCCGAGUUCGAGUGAUCGAGGUUCUAGUUCUACCUACAUCUUGGCUAAGUUAACAAGACUUUAAAAUUAGAUCUGACACUCUUAUUCAUUCAGGAUAAAUUGGUCAGCUAAAGUGGUUGCAGACUUGCCAAGUCUCACAACUUUUUCGCAAAUCUCAAAAACUCAAACUCCAAAAAAAUUUGGAGCUGUAGGGUUGGUUUCCAAGUUACAUGAAGAUAUCAUAGAUAGCCAGCUCAAUCCAAAGAAAGCCUUAAGCAGUCGAGUUUGGUUACAUUCUUUUAGCCUACCGUGACUUGCUGCUGCCACCAAAUGUGCAGACUCACUGUUUCUCAUGUUUCAAGAUGGCCCCACCAACAAAGCAUAGAAAUUAGAAAACCUAAAUCGUAAAAUUGAUUGUGAUGUUUAUGAGUUCCAUCUUUAAAGACAUAGUGAUAUGUGACUUCCAGAACCAAUUAUCCCAACUGGAAGUCCUUCCUCUUGGAAAUUUGGGACACCUCACUACUUUUUACCCAUUUCUUACUACUUUUCCCAGCUCUUGGUUCAGAAUCUCACAUUUAUUUUGCCUUUUGGGGGUUGUUGGCAAGUCUGUGUUAGAGAAUCGGUGUUUGAAGUGGUAAGCCUGGUUUCAAUUUCUGGGCAGCCCAACACUCAGGAUCUUCAAAUAGCUGGGGAGAAUGCAUGAGCUGCCAUUGUCCCACAUCUGCAAAUAGUUAGACAUUAAUUUUAGUCUUUGGGGAUAAGUAUGGAAUACAUGGCUUUUAGACCCUGUCUGUGAUCUGACUCUUGUGCUGGGGAGGUAAAAGAACCAUUAGUCAUUCAGUCAGUCGGUUUCAGCCAUCGAAUGUCAACCCGUUAGACAUAUGCCUUACCUUGAGGCAAAAAAAAAUGCUCCACAAUAAAAAGGUUUUUUUUCAGUAGGGUUCCACUGUACCUUAAAAUCAUUUCAUAUAUUAGGUAACACUUCAGAUUUGUUCAUGUACCUCACUACAUUGGUUAAAUAAGUACCUUUAAUAGUUAAAAAUCAUAAUUCAGUUUCUUACUAUUGAAAACAUAAUUAACAGUGCAUUAGUAACCUCUAAUAGGAAUGUUUGAUAAUAAAUUCUUAUUAAUACAUGUAGGAGGAAGAUGAAUCCAAAAUGCAUGAUACAAAUCUUGAUGUUGAUCACUACACUUGUGGAUCAGUUGAUUACAACAAUGUUAAAGGCACCCAGCAGAUGGACAGGUUAGCUUAAAGAUGAAUUUCUAUUUUUAAGGUAAACAUUAGAUAUCAAGCAAAAGAGAAUGACUGAAGAAGAGUAAGGACUAAUGCUAGGUGUGUGCAAGGUGUAGAGUUGACUGUAUAAUUUGCUUAUAAUUUAUCACCCUGCUGUGCAUUUGGUCGUAGGCAUCUAUGAAUCCUCUGUCUCUUUUUUUGUUAAGCUAUAGUGUCUGUCCUGUGUGUUUUAUAGUUGUUAGCAUGAAUCACUCACCAAGUUCUACACUAAAGACAAGGUUUUAGCCAGAAGGGUGUCCAGCAGUCCUAUGGACGCCCAUUUUUGGAAAAAAUUCAAGGCAAAUUCACUUAAUCUCUUUAACAUAAUUUUAUGGGAAAACAUGCCUUCUGGACGGCCAGUUUUCAAUGUCUGGCUUAAAGCCUGACUAAAGGAAAACUUUUUUUAGCAAUAACCUACAUUACCUUGUACCCUGUUUGAUCUCCACUUAAUAUAGCAUCUUCAGACACCUGGAUCAGUUAAAAUCCAAGGUGUUCAAAGAUAUAGUGGACAAAUUUGGCUCUAGAUCAAGAAGAACAGACUCUCAGGAGGGGAGACAGGAAACCAGAGGAGAAAAUCAAAGGUAAAAGUAAACAAUUCAUAACUGGGAGAUAUAACUACUUCUUUUCAGUUCAGCUACUUUGAAACGACCUGUAAUAUUAAAUAUUUUGUUAUGACUGGUGUGUGCAAUGUACAGAACUGGGAACUAUGUUCACUGUUUAGGCGAUAAUGAAACAAUUUUACAAACAAAAAAAUUGAUGUCUAUAAGAGGCAGGCAGAGUGGAAAAAAAUCCGUGUUCUAGUUUGCUAAUAGAGCAUAGCCUCAAAUACUUUCACUAGCGUGAUUACAGUCAAUAAAACUAUUAUACACCUCCUCCCCAAUAAAAAGUGGUAUUAACCUAUUAUUUUGCCAAUGUGAACUUGCAUUACUGUCAACUCUCUCUAAAGGCCGAUGUAGAAGGUAUGAUUUUUGCUUGCGACUAUUGUGUGUGGCUAGCAUAUGUCAUGACUUUUGAGCAUCCACACUUGCACAAUUUUCACUUACAACAUCCAUGCGUCGUACAAAUGUUGUGGGUCUUAUUCACACAAAAAAAUCUGUCGUGAAGUCAUGACGAAUGCUGGUCGUGCACGAUAGUCCUAAACAAAAAUCGUACCAUCUAAAUUGGCCAUAAGAUGGACACCUUUGGGACAGGCACCAAGUGAGAGAGAUGUCCAUCUUACAGAGAGUCAAAUAAAGGGAGUAAAGAAAGGCAGGGACCAACUCUAGGUGUCCGUUUAACAGAGGUGUCCGUCUUAUAGAGAGUCAAAUAAAGAGAGUAAAGAAAGGCAGGGACCAGUUCUAGGUGUCCGUUUUACAGAGGUGUCUGUCUUAUAGAGAGUCAAAUAAAGGGGGUAAAGAAAGGCAGGGACCAGUUCUAGGUGUCCGUUUUACAGAGGUGUCCGUCUUAUAGGGGUUCAAAUAAAGGGGGUAAAGAAAGGCAGGGACCAACUCUAGGUGUCCGCUUUACAGAGGUGUCCGUCUUAUAGGGGUGUAUGUUAAGAGAGAGUCGACUGUAUACGUUGUGCAUUAUUUCCCAUCUUUGUCACUUCUUACUUUAUUAUCAUUCACAUGAUCAAUAAAUUGACCUUCCAACCAUCUCUUCUUUUAAAAUAUUAUUUAUUAUUUUUGUUUGUUUUUGUGCCAGUGAUAUUUAGAUCUUCUACGUGGAUGAUGUUAUGACUGGUCUAAAGUUCAAAAUUAAUGUGGAUGUGUUGUACUCUUAGUGACAUUCAAAGUCAUAUUCAUUCUUUUAUCUCAGGAGACUUAACAUGUAAAUUAAAUUUAUAGUAGAAAUUUUCUAAUUUAGUAGGGAACAGUCAAGAAGGCUGAUAGAUGAUGAUCCUUUGAGAAUUCCUCCUCGAAGACCCCCUGAUUUUCAUGGCGAGUGGUAAGAUAAUUAAUAUUUUUUAUACAAGAAAGUGUUUGUCAUGUUCAUGUAGAGAUCAUUAGUAGAGUUUUAGUUGAAAAAUUAAUAUGCCUGUCGACUCUAAAGCUCAUACACUCAAGAUGCUACCUCUUAAGACUUUGAAUAUUUGGUAGAAUCGGACCAAUGUCAAACUAGAAAAGCCCACGUUUAGCAUGUGCAGAUUUAGAGUGCCCUGAAAUUUGAAAGAAUUUUCAGUGGAAUCCUUUUAAUUGAGUCUAUUUCCUAGAGCUGUAAUUUCUUGAAACAGGUGAUGCUAUCAGAGUUCUUUAACCAAUAAUUAAAUAGUAGUAUAUAGCUGGCAAGUGCACUUUUCAGGGGUAGGGUGCAGCUACUUUAAACUAAUAAAAGGAUAAAGCAUGGUAUGAUUAUUUUUUGAUCAGUGAUACAAUAAUCUGGAAUUAUUAAAUUUGCGUGCUAUUGGUCUCCCUAGGGCACCCCCAGUUGGACCAUUUGGAUAUGGAGAUGGUGACAGGUUCCCUGGCCACCCUGGGUAAGUUUACUUUUGCAGUCCUUUCCCAGAUUAUUUGCACCUUCCCCAUAGUGACAUAGUAUGUACAUUUUUGAAAAUUAUCCCUGUUUUUCAGUACCAGUGGUGGGAUGUUAAUGGAUCCAUUUCGUGCAGGAGGCAUGGGCUCCACUGGUGUUGGACCUCCACCCCGCCCUGGACAGUUACCAAGGUUAUUGAUCUUAAGUCUAUAAUAUAAUACUCAUAAUUUAUAGACUUCUAAAAUAAUGGUGCACUUCUAUGACAUGUAAGUUAACAUUGAUGUACUCAAGACCUGUUGGAUUUCAUUUGCCAGUAAUGUUGCCAUUGAAUAGCCAAAAAUGGUAUUUUCAAAAUGGUAGCAGUGUUUUACAGUAACAGAUAAUAAUGACUAUAUAAUAAUAAUAAUCGCAUUACUGUCCCCAGGACCUUUGUUUGGAUUAAAAAGUUGCUUUGGGAAGAAAAACACGUGCACGUUGCCUGCAUGUGGAAUGCACUGGCCUGUGCAGUUUUUGAGUUUCAAUGUCUAGCCUGCAACUUAACAUGUUUUAAACCAAAAUAUACGUUGAUUGUCACAGGGGCGCUGUUCCACCCGGGGCUAGGUUUGACCCAUUUGGUCCAGUACCUCCUGGAGGAUCUCGUGCAGAUUCGAGAUCAGGCAGAUUUGCUGGGUAUGUAGUUGUGCUUUUUCUUAUAAAAACUUGGUUUAUUGUCUGUGAACUAUCAUGGUAUUUGUGUUUGUGUGUCUGGGAUCAGGGUUGUAGCCAACUUAAUUGUUUUUGGUUUAUAAUAUUAUGUCCUUAGUCAAAUGAUAUCACCAUAUUAUGACAUGUAAUAACAUCAGUGUGCAAAGAAAGUUGUAUCUGAUAGCCCACUGCUAGUUGAUUUUGUGAUCAGGCUAGUGAAUUCUGUUCUUAACUUGCACAGCGGGCAUUUCAAAUUUUUUGGAAAAAUAUAAAGUUCAGAAGUAAUGUAAGACAAAAUUGUGGAUUGCAAGCUGUUUUUCAAGCUGAUCUGAUGAAGUGAAAUUAUUACACUAAAUUAUUACACUGAACCAAUAAAGCAAGUAAUUUGAUAACUAAUGGUGUAAUAAUUAAUUGAUACAGUCAACUCUUGCCUUGCGGACACCCUGCAAUAACAGGUACCCCAGAAUACAGACAGCAGCUAAAUCCCUGGCAAAAAUAAACUCCAGAUGUUUGACUGAAUUAAAGUGCUACUAUUACAGACUCUCGUUAAUGAGGACACUAAGUCAAGGUCCCUACAGUGUCUGCUAUAAAGGCAGUUGACUGUAUUAAUAAAUUAAUAAUAAUAACAGUGAAACCCCUGUUAAGCAGACCCCUAAUUAAGCGGACACCCUCUGUUAAGCGGACACUAAACCGGGUCCCAAAAUGAACAUCUGAUAUUUCUCUUUAUAAUGAACCCCUACUCUGCGGACACCUCUAUUAAGCGGACGCAGACAAUAAAAUAAAUUGUAUUUGGCUAAUUUCUAUUGUUAAAACCUCUAUUAAGCAGACACCAGACUGAAUUGACAAUAGUAGCAUUGGAUUACAUCCUUGAAAUACAUACUGUUAAGUCAGUUAAUGUUUUUGCAUUUACAAACAAAUUAAGGUUGGUAAUGAAAGGUAAUGAACUUGAACUCUGGAUAGCUUCUUUAACAACAUGCCACUUUCUCACAGAACAGAGUAACCGUCAAAUGUUGAUUGUUAACAUACAUUGUGCAAUUUUUGCAUCCUCUAUUAAGCCGACACCCUCUUUUAAGCAGACACUUGGGAAGGUCCUGAAGGUGUCCGCUUAAUAGAGGUUUCACUGUAUUAAUCUUGCUCAUCCAAAAUUUUUUCAGGCUAGUGAAAAUGAGUUUCAGAUUAGUAGAUGCUUGCCAAAGUUUGCCCAAAGGGAAAGCUGUAAAACUGACCUUCUUUGCACUCUGUAGUGCGCAUAAUGAUCAUAACAUAAAUUGUUUUAUUAUGUUUCAGACCAGAUCCAGACCACUUGCCUCCCCCUGGGUAUGAUGAUAUGUUCAUGUAAAUUUAAAGUAAAUUGCUGGCUGCAUCUGCUUGUAUUUUAUGUGAGUUUUGUUUGUACAAUAACACAAUUCAAACAAGUAUUAAUUAAAGACCAAACCAAAGUUAAAGUAAAGGCAGACUGACUUUGUCUCUCAAAUUUCUGUCUUGUAUGUUUGACAGGACACAAAGGCAUUGUAUUGCAACACUCUUCUCACAAAUUAAUAUCUUUUCCCUUUUUUUGAUGACUGCAAAACAGGUUUGCAAAAACAGGUUUGCAUCAUGUAGUAUUUAAAUGUCCUUUGACUGUAUGUUUUACAAAUGCAUG